Molecule: messenger RNA, 1327 nt
Organism: Xiphophorus hellerii (green swordtail)
Lineage: Eukaryota; Metazoa; Chordata; Actinopteri; Cyprinodontiformes; Poeciliidae
Exons: 5
Coding region: 156-767 (203 amino acids)
Source: RefSeq, a predicted model, not a curated record
CUUUUCAAGGUCGUUGAUAGGAAAAUGAGGAGCUGCUGAUCUGUUUCCAUCUCAUUAAAUAAAGGAUGAUCAGAGAUGAUGUGCAGAUAAUUGUUUUGUGUUUCCUCUGCAGGUGAAGGGAGAAAGUGUGUGUGAGCUGAUGUGAAUUCAGCAGCAUGGAUCAGUGUGAGGACAGAGAGGAGGGAGUCCCUCCCUCUAAAACCACUCUGUGUGGUGAAGAUGAGAGCCAGAGCAAAGGUCAGAGGAGGGAGAAAGUCACACUUAAAAACAAGCAUGAAUUUAGGGACCUGUCCUUCAAAAGCCAUGAGUCAAAGGAUAUGUGGUGGGAUUUUAAAUCAGAUCAACCUCCACCACCAGAGAGGACCCAUCAGAAAUUCCAACUUCAACCUGAACUUGAACCACAGCCUGACCUCAUGUCAGUUGUGAGCGAGAGCUCUUAUGAUUUUCAUAUUGACUUUGAAUCUUCUGGACCCUCCUCAGAAAGAAUGAAGAAUGUUACAGCUGAAAGUGAGCACACAUACCAGAAUGUGUCCUUUAAAAGCCAUGUUUCAAAGGAUCUUUGGUUUGAAUUUAAACAAAAUCAACCUUCAGCAUCAGAAAGAGUGGAUCAUCACUAUUCUGAUGAUCCCAGAAGUCAAGCUGCCCACAAUGAAAUGCAGCUGGACUCCAUAUUUAAGGUCAGUAAAUGUACAAAAUCUACUUUUUUGUUUGUUCUACUUACGGUAUUCGCCAUUCAGAUUCAGUUCAAAUCAGAAGUACUUUAUUGAAAUUAAAUGUUGGAAGUCACAUUGUUCAAAGUUCUUCAAAGAGAUGGUGAUGGCUAUUGGCAGGAAAGAUCUCCUGUUAAGAAGUGUAUAAGAUAGAAUCUUAAGAAGCUUCCAACCGGAAAGAUAGAGGGAAGAAUUUAACAUUAAUCUGGAACACAACACUUAAAAUUAAAACCGAUUCAGAAGCAUUAAAAGAGAUUUUGACUAUGCCUUAUAUAUGUAGCAAGUAUACAUGUUUGGGAAGUUCUUGAAACUGUCCCAAAUGUACGUUAGCCACAGGGACUGGAUUUCAUUACUUAUGUGAGUGUGAAAUAUAGAGGCAUUUUGGCAGGCAGAAUGUAGAAAAAUAGCUCUGCUACAGGGCAAACCCUUCCCUCAGUUCUGUGUCUCCUUGGACUCAUACCCAGCCACCUGCCACAAAGAGAUUAUACAAUUCCUACUGAUGUUGGCUAGAAACUAUAUAGUGCUUAAAUGGGUUGGUUGCGGUGCCCCUUCGAUCCAGAAAUUCAAACUUAAUUUCUGAAGUUAUUGUAUUAAAAGAACUGAGAUAUUGUCUGAAU